Lytechinus pictus (painted urchin) is the source of this 3105-nucleotide messenger RNA. RefSeq lists its product as uncharacterized. The record is from RefSeq and is a predicted model, not a curated record. Gene Ontology annotation, molecular function: kinase activity. NCBI's taxonomy places the organism in Eukaryota, Metazoa, Echinodermata, Echinoidea, Temnopleuroida, Toxopneustidae. Gene Ontology annotation, cellular component: cytosol.
UUGUCGUCAGCUAGUCAAGCAACGUGAACAAACUCUCCAUUUUAUUUGUUUAUAUUGUUAAUAAAAAUAUGGAAUGUAUAGUCAAGGUUGGAGGUAGUGCUAUCACCAAAAAAUUGGAGCUAGAGACGAUCAACUCUGACAACCUCGUUAAAACAGCAGAGCUUUUGAGUAAGCUAAAGGGAAAGUUCAUUCUUGUACAUGGAGCAGGAUCCUUUGGUCAUUUUCAAGCCAGUGAAUAUGGUGUUAGUAAAGGAUACACUUCUCUCUCAUCAGAUGAACAGCUACGAGUUAAAGAAGGGUUCUGUAGAACAAGCUCUGUCACAAAGUUGAAUCAUAUGAUAGUGGAUGCUCUGGUAGAAAAAGGAGUGCAUGCAGUUGGAUUCUCUCCCUGUGGGAGAUGGAGGAUGAAAGGAAGAGGUCAAGUGAGGUCAAGCGACUGUGAGAAGGUCAAUGAACUAUUAGAGGCUGGUUUCCUACCUGUGUUACAUGGGGACUGUGUGUUAGAGGAAGAUCUGGGAUGUACUAUACUCAGUGGCGAUACAAUUAUCCAAGUAUUAUGUGAAUUCUUCAAGCCAAAGAGAGUGGUCUUCCUAUCAGAUGUAGAGGGCAUAUUCACCAAGCCUCCGACCAACCCUGAAGCCAAGUUCCUUCCCAGGAUCCAUGUUAGAAAAGAUGGCAGUGUAGCAACCAGCAUAGCAACCCGACAGCUAGACCAUGAUGUCACGGGGGGCAUCAAGGCAAAGAUAGCAUCGGCGUGCAGCAUCGUCUCGCAGAGUGGUGGCGCUAUACCAGUGUUUGUUUGUAAGCUUGGGGAACAUUCAGCAGAGCUUGCCUGCUUGCGAGGCGACAGGAGCGAUGCUUAUACAGGGACUAUCAUUGAAGCUGCAGAUAACGUUCCAGUUUUAUGAUAAACAAAGAAAAUAUCAUUAUGGCCUAUUCCCCUAGUCUGUUUGAGACUAUGCCCACAUAUGCAUGCUAAAGCAUAUGUAUGCCGGUCUCCAGUGGGUUGAAUAUACUGUACAUGCAGUCAGGGUGCUACAUAAGCACUUGCCCGAUUGCCCGGGGCAAGUAAAAGUUAGAGUCAGGCAAGUGUUUUGAAGUAAAGACCAAAACUACUUGCCCAAAUUGGGCAAGCAAAAUUCUCAGUAGAAUGACCAAUAUUAGGGUUGAUAGGAUAUAUUGACCCUAAUUUUGGUCAUGGCAGGCAAGAUAAAAUCUCUUUGGAAAAAGAAAUGCAAUAACAAAGUAGAUCAGUUCAUGUCAAAAGAGAGAAAAAGGUCAAUGGUUUAUAAAAUCGCAAAACUUUCUUUUGAAGAGGUAAAACUUUUUUUUCAUUGAUUUUUUUUCGGGCAAGUGAAAUAGAUUUUUGGGCAAGUAUAUUCCAACUAUUUAAAAAUUUACUCGCCCAACUGGGCAAGUGCUUCUAAAAAGUUAUGUAGCACCCUGCAUGCAGUAUUCUACAAUCACUGCUUUUUUUAGUUCUUUUGUAAUCACUGAGAUGAGCAUGACCAUCUAUUUGUUUAUGUUGGGCUUUGCAUGGCAACAGAUCAAAUGAUAGUCAAAAAUUGGUUUUAGUGGACAAUGUAAUAGAAGAUUUACCACUUGUUAAUUAACCUGCAAAUUGUUUCAUCUAGGCCCCGUCUUACAGAGAGUUACGACUGAUCCAAUCAAUUGUAACUCUAUGGAAAUCUAUCUGUGUCAUAAUUUUUUCUACAGGAAAUGUGCAAAAUGUCCUUUGUAAACAAGGGAGAACACACUGAACUGUCAAGAAAUCAAUGAAUUUAUGGAUAUACAUUCAUAUCUAGAAAAAAAUUUGAGCAAACAUGCAUUUUAUAUGUCGAUUUUGCUGGCUUUCCAUAGUUGUGAUUGAUCGGAUCAAUCGCAAGUCUUUGUAAGACGGACCCCUGGUAUAUGAAUGUGAUGCUGUGGUUCAUAUUAGGAAAGAUUAUCACAGAUUGGUAUACCAGGCAGGCAUACAUAACAUCCUGGAUAAUGGAUAAUCGAGUACAUAUCCAAUCGGAAAAAAAAAGAAAGAUCAUUUGAAAAAAUCUCUCUACAUCUAAUUGUGAAGUGGUCAUCUUGAUUCUCUCCACAUGAGUUUCUCAUACUACUCUUUCCUUUGUAAUUGCUUAGUUUGAAGCACACCACUUAUUCUCUUUGCACACAUUUAUCAAAAUCUAUCUAUUCAUACAGAUGAGAACACAACUACAACCAUUUAAGUUCACAAAUAUUGAUCCAUUUUAUUAAUCUUUAUACAAAUGUACAUGUAUAUAUAAUUUUUUUACAAAAACUGAAUGUAAUCUACUUUAUUUUCAAAUGAAAUUAUUGUUUUUCUAUUAGAGGUCAAUUGUAGCAAUCUUGAAAUAAACAAUAAGACUAAGUCCUGCUAACAUAAUAGGGAGUUUUGGCACCACGAUGCAGAAUGAAUCCAAGAACAAAGUAAAUGUAUUGAAAUUGCAAGUCAAAUCACAAUAAAAAACUGUUAGGUCUUUGUCAAAAAUUGCUGAAUCGUAACAGCAGUUUCAUCCUACUAUGGCGUUUGUCCAGAUUCCAGGAUGAAACUGCCGUUUUGAUUCUUGACAAAGACUUCAUUGUCAUGAAGGGCAUUUGACAAUAUGUUCUCUAUGUUUGAAAGCGUUCUGCAUCGACGUUGCGGUUACGAAAACUCCCUAAUGAUAUGGAUGUCUGAAGCACUUCAAAUCAUAACAGUGUUUCAAUUAAGGCUCAAUGUUAAACCGGUAUCUCUGUGUAAGAUAUCUCGACCCAAGUCUGUUCAUUGUUAAGUUGCUGCUUUCGGAUACCUGAUCAAUAUGGUUUUCGAGAAUGGCAUGCUGAUCUGGCUAUAGUUGCUUCAACAGAUAUCUAUCAUUUGUCUUCAUAUUCAGACUUAGUGUGAGGAUAAGGAAUGAAAUGAGAUGGAACUGGCAAAGUUCUAAUUUAAUGUGCACAUACAGCUAAACUUGCCUAAGUCGGGCUUCCAUAAGUUGCAGAGCUCCCAAAAAAUAUGUUUUGUACGUAUUUGUAUGUUUUUUUGUGUAAAAUCCAUAUGUAUGUUAAUUCCAGCAAAAAUACAUUCUUCCGAAUUUUCAGUAUGCUUUAAUUCAU